AUGUGCGAGGCGAGUGCGAAAUUCGUCCAAGAUGCCAAGACACCUUUAAUCAACAGUGCCACUGCGUUCAAGUGCAGAUACUUUCAGAAGUGGGGAUCUCCUGCUGGCACUCCGUGCAACAUUCGUGACAUGUACAAGGACGUUAACGGCAACUGGGUUGGCGCAUGUGUGAAUGCUCAGGGUGAAGUCCAGAAAUACUGGGAGGAUUGUAGCCUGGCUGAGCUCCAAACGAACAUUCGCAACGUCGCAGCGGACAUGACGAAGGGAUUCGAGUACUUCGACGAUAUCGUUGUAACGGUCCUGGACUCCAUCACUCAAGACAUGAUCCAGGCAGUGAAUCAGAACAUCUUGGAGCCUCUCCAGGACUUGCUGUCAGGCUUCGAUUGCACCUUCAUGCGGAGUUUCUGGCAGGGCCUGACAGACUCGUUGUGCUACCGGUCAAUGAAUGGUUUCCGCGCCAUUGCCAACAGUUAUGUUUGGGUGGCCAUCCUCAGCUUGGUCAUCGCCAUGCUCAUGUACAUCCCUUGGCGCUUGAUGAGGGAUAACUAUGACGUCGCCUACUUGGAACGAGGAGCCACGCAGCAAGCCUCUGUUUAG
This is a messenger RNA of Durusdinium trenchii, 597 nucleotides long. The record is from the annotation of a GenBank genome assembly. Lineage: Eukaryota; Dinophyceae; Suessiales; Symbiodiniaceae.